AAGUCAUAUGUCAAUAGUCAUGAAUAUUAAUUAGGGCUAUGUUAAUAUUCAUGAGUCGGGCGGUUGUUAAGGGCGACAGCGUUCACCAACUUUGUUGUGAAUGGACAACAUGUAUAAUAAAAGUUUCAAACACUUUCUGAGGUUAUGAGUUAACGUACAUAUAAAUAUGAACCCAUUUCCAAAGUUAUUAGAAGGCAGUCUCAUCGACACAAAACAUGUAGAGUCCGCAGCGAUAUUUGUGGCGAGAACUGGCGACGUAAGGGCAGCGUCCAACUUUACGGUCUGUCCAGAACAAACUCGGACGUUUCUAGACGCUUUCAAGCAGGUGAAUGUAACGAGGCAGAGAGGACUCGACUUCAGGAGCAAACACUACACCUGUGUGCGUGCCGACAAACACUCCAUAUACACCAAAUGUGAAGGACAUGGCCUGAUAUUGGUGAGAACGGCACUGUAUGUGAUUGUUGCCACAUAUUCACAGAGCAUGUAUCCAAGUAUCUGUGUCGAAGCAGUUGAGAGACUAGCCGAGUAUCUGCGUGAAAAGGGAAACUGAAGCUCGUCGUGUAAGACCAGAAGAGGUGAAGAAUCUAUUCAGUGGGAUUUUUAACACUAUUGAUGAGAAACUAUGGACUGUACUCAAUCUGUUUAGUAACAGUGACACCAAGUUCCACAGAUAGAUGGUGCCCUCACAGCGGCAGGUGCCCUGAUACUGGGUGGUGACGCUGAAGACCACAUCAUUGGGGCCAUCUUUUAAGUGGAGACUGGCC
This is a messenger RNA of Carassius auratus (goldfish), 764 nucleotides long. RefSeq names its product profilin-4. The record is from RefSeq and is a predicted model, not a curated record. The transcript is spliced from 5 exons. Gene Ontology annotation, cellular component: cell cortex. Gene Ontology annotation, molecular function: actin monomer binding. Bases 167 to 550 code for a protein of 127 amino acids. NCBI's taxonomy places the organism in Eukaryota, Metazoa, Chordata, Actinopteri, Cypriniformes, Cyprinidae.